This is a messenger RNA of Kwoniella mangroviensis CBS 8507, 2991 nucleotides long. RefSeq lists its product as uncharacterized. NCBI's taxonomy places the organism in Eukaryota, Fungi, Basidiomycota, Tremellomycetes, Tremellales, Cryptococcaceae. The coding region runs from base 1 to 2991 and encodes 996 amino acids. Gene Ontology annotation, biological process: regulation of DNA-templated transcription; double-strand break repair via homologous recombination. The transcript has 9 exons. The record is from RefSeq and is a predicted model, not a curated record.
AUGCCCCUCGUCACAGAGGAAUUCCACUUCACUCCUCUACCUUCUUCCUCAUCUCAACAACACCUCCAACCGCCCUCCCAACCCCCUUCACGCCCUCAAUCUCCCAAUCAAGGCAACGACGGUAUACCCGACUCGUUCCUCCCUACAGAUGUCGGUGACCUGCUCAGUGGACUAGGUGCAGAUGACUUGGAUGAUUUCGGAGAUAUCGAUGAUGAAGAUAUAGGUAAUGAUAGAUCCUUCGAGGAAGCUCAUCCCAAUAAACCAGAAUUCAAUGAUGGUUUUGGUGAAAUUUCGAAUGUGGAAAUACCAAAGAUGGUAGGGUUCGCUACAGCUGGAGGUAAAAAGUUGAAAUCACCUUCAAAAGAAGCUAUAGCCAAAGCCAACAAGAUCUGGGCUGGAGAAGAUAUGGAUGAUGGGUUCGAACAGAAUAAACCAGCUAAGAAACCUCGUCUCAGUGAUCCAGAAGAAGAAGAAGAUUACUUCCCUCCAUUCGACGAACCAACCAUAGACUUUCCAAUUGAUCACGUAGGAUUCAAAACUGGUAAAGGAAAGGAUAUGGCACCUCCUCGUGCGGAGUCAUUACAGCGAGCUUCAAAGAUGUUCAACGAGAUUGAUCAAGCGACAGCGAUGGAUGAAGAACCUUCCUCAUCUUUACCCUCAUCAUCAUUUCAGCAUUCUACUUCUAUGCCCAAGCUAGAUGGAUCAUCUUCUCGCGCUACUUCUAUCAAACCUCUCGCACCACCAUCGCUCAAAUCGAUGCAAUUUGCAGCUAAGCUCUUUGAAGAAGUCGACCGCGACGAAGGAUUCCAAGCUCCUGCUAUAUGUCUCGUCCCACCACAAAAGUCAGGAUUCUCGCUUGCAUCCGGCGGAGCAGCGCCCAGGAUCAGCGAGUCCGCUAUGGCCAAAGCUAUGAGUAUCCUCGAUGGCGAUAGUACACCUUCAAAACGUACGCCCCAAUUCUCUUCCAACUUCCAUUCAGCUUCAAAUAGACCAUCAGCUUCAAACACUAACUCAGAGCCUAUGACAUCAGAAGCAUACAUCUCUGAGACAGAAAAUCAGCCACGACCAAACCCUUCAUCCUCGUUCAAGUCAGCCUCUGGGAAGGAGGCUGCUCCCUUAAGUAAUGCCAGUAGAGCUACUGUAGCUCAUCUGUUCGACGAUCUCGACACCAACAUGGCAACUCCUAUCCGACCUCGGCCUCAAGCCCAAGCCCCCACCCAACAACGUGCUAGAGCCAAUUCGCCAACAACGACACCCUUCAUACGUCAGAGAUCUUCCUUCGCUCAGCCCUCGACCCCUCUCCGCACUCCCGUCGGCCACUCAUCUGCUUCUUUGGCUUCGAGCAAAAGACCUAUACAGAUCAAAACACCUUCCGGGCCCAUUAGAAGAGUUGGACUUGGCUCAACACCCUCUCAGCGGCAGUUCAAGAGAGGCUUUUCGACUCCUUUCAAGACAGGCUCUGCUUCGACACCAAUAUUACCUGCUUCAAUUCAGGAUCCCGGACCUUCGACUCCGCGACAAGUCACCCAUUACCGUUCUGUCUUUGAUCUGCAACCACCCUCGCAUCGUCAAGAUUACAAAGCUGCAUUUUUUCAUCCCCAGUAUUAUGGUAUUGACGAAUUGAGGGAGAUGAACAUUCCCGAUGAUCUUUGUGCCAUCGACCUUGACACCGCUCCUCGUUACCGCUUCUUAGCUGAAGAUGAUUCUUUACUCGGGCAUGCAGACGCUUUGAGUAUAUUGCAAGCGGAUGGAUGUAAAUUCGCCAAAGCGAAAUGGGUGGAGAAUCAUUGGGCACAGAUCCUAUGGAAGUUAGCUGGACAAAUUCAGGCUAGACCAGAGAUAUUCCAGGAGAAAUGGUGUUGGAUUGAGGUGAUCAAUCAGCUCAAGUAUAGAUAUGAGAGAGAAUUUGGGUCCGCCGAACGAUCGAUCAUCAAACGAAUACAAGAACAUGAUUCAUCCCCUAGUCUUCCUAUGAUCCUUGUCAUCUCUGGUAUCCAUCGGACUCAGGUAGAAGGCAAGACAAAAUACUCCUUGGACUUGACCGAUGGGUGGUAUCGCAUCAAAGCUCAGAUUGAUGCGUGUCUUCAAAGAGCUGUAACAAAAGGUAGACUCGCUGUCGGACGAAAGAUCGCUAUUUCAGGAGCCAAGCUCGAAUCGGGAAACGAUGGUCAAGAUGUCCUAGAAGCGUUCAACAGCUCGCAUUUGAUCAUAACAGGUAACUCUUCAUCUUUAGCCAGAUGGCAUGCGAAAUUAGGAAAACAACCUCAACCGUUCAUCGCGUCAUUAUCGAGUCUUUCAGCAGACGGUGGUGUGAUCACUCUCAUGGACGUGGUGCUGGAGAAGAUAUUUCCCAUUGCAUUCACAGAUGGAAGUGGACCACCAUGGGGUGAAGAGGAGGAACGGAUCAGACAGGACCAGUGGAUGGAACGAUAUGAAGGUGAAAAGACACGACUCGCAGAUAAGAUGCGCAAAGAGAUGGAGAAGAUGCAAGAUCUGGCAUCGUUGCUCGCCCAAUCGGCUGAGGAGAGCGAUCCAGUUAAUCGGGAGCCACCUGAUUCACUAGAGUACGAUUAUGAACGGCUGCUCGAAGCCAAAGACGCGUUGAGCUGCCUCAGGACCAUGUCGACAUACCAGAUCGUUCAUUUGGCCAGUUAUGCCAAUGUGCGUAGCAUGCAAGAGAUGCAGGAUAAGCAAAUAGAGAUGGAAGCGGAGCUGGCGAAUUUAUGCCCUAAACGAGAUGUUCGCGAUUUUAGGAUGAUCCGCGUAGUCGACGCCCAAUUAGGGAACCGAGAUCCGAUCAGAGUGGGAAUGUUGAACGUGUGGGAUGUCAAAGCCUUGGGAGACAGAGCACUUCAAGAGGGCAAGAGGUAUUUGAUAUCCAACAUCGUCCCUGGUAAAGGCGGCGAAUGGACUUCCCGUAGGACGAGAACAGACAGGGCAGAAGUUUAUCUUCAUACGAGAAGAGAUACUCGAUGGCAGCCUGUAGCAUAA